Symbiodinium sp. CCMP2592 is the source of this 1266-nucleotide messenger RNA. Lineage: Eukaryota; Dinophyceae; Suessiales; Symbiodiniaceae. The record is from the annotation of a GenBank genome assembly.
AUGUGUGCAAAGGUGCCGUGCAAAAUCUCCUACCACGCAGACCCCGGCGAAGACAUCACCUUCAGGUGGGAGCCAGCACUCUACGGGCCAAAGUUCACUGUUUCGGCGGUUGCACCUGGUGGUGCAGCAAGCGAUGCGAAUCUGAAGGUUGGGGCAGAAUUGGUUGACAGCCCUCUGGACACGAAUAGGCUGCUCUUUGGGAGCCACGGUUUGAGCUUGCGCACAGCGGCCAACUUGUGUCGUACCGCGCUAACAUAUCCUCUAACCCUUACUUUCGAAGGCCCACAGCUGGGCAUGACUUCCAAGCAGUUUGAGCUCGUUUGCAGAAAGGACCUCGACGUUCCCCUUGUAGCAAUUUCGUCUGACAGAAGGGUACAGAAUGCCAAGUUCGUCAUUAACUCCUUCAAACGUGCGUUUCAUACCAAAGGGGUUCACUCCACCUUGGAUUGUCCGACUUUUGAAGAUGGCCUUUGCUUCUGUGGAGUACAUGAGCUGUACGAGGCCCUGAUUGAUGAGCUGGACAAGACCUUCAAGACAAAGUUCUCAACAUACGACAGACGAUGGAUGGACAUCAAGAAAAUGAAGCUCUUGCAGCACCAUCGGAAUGCAUUUAAGUUGGGAUCACUGAACACAGCGGUCGUGGUUGACGUAGAGGAGUCUUCAGUCGCAUCGGAAGCGAGGACAGCAUUGGUUUUGAAACCUCGAGAGGACGAAGUCCAGUUGUUGUUUCAGAGUUACCUAACAGACCAGGUGUCGACACUAACGCCUGAGAAGCAGCGAGCCGUGCUUCUGGCUGAGCGGAUAGCCGAAGAAAUGGACAAGGAUCGCCGGACGAAAACCAAAGCAACGGACCCCCGGGCAGCUUGGCUGGGCGAUCGGCUCAACGAUUCUUAUUUAGCUGUUCAUGGCUACGAACACGGACUGUCGCCUCAUCAGCUGGACCAGGUCCGCCAGAAGAAGCUGUCGGCUCAAGGCUUGUCGGGGGGCCUCGGCCGUGACGUUGCAGAGAACGUGGAAUCGCAAGUGGGCUUUGCUGCGGAGCCUCAUCUGCAAGAAUUAGCACGACUCUUGCAAUCGGCGCUGGGAGCUGUGCGCGUGCCACCAGGAAACGAGACCAUCUUGGAAAGCCUCCAGGAAGCAAUUGCACAUGCCAGUGGCCGUGAAAAGCACCAAGGGAACCCUGCGAACCCUGCUCUCCCCCCUGUUCGGCUUGUUCCGAACCCGAAGCACGCUGCGCAAAGAGCCUCCGAGAAUGCCCGCCGCCAG